UAACGAUGCGGAAACAUAAUAUAUUAUGAAAGUUCCAUUCGUUGUCAGAUCCACAUUCCGAUUCUAAAUUCAUCAGAAGUGAUAAUGACAUCUAAUAUGGUCGCAGAAUGGUCUGUUACUCUUGUGGAUUCGGUUAUUAAUUGAUACAUGCCUAUGGUGUCGAGAAGAUUUGUGACUUUGACUCUCGAUGAUGAUGCAAAGUUAAGUAAAUCUAUGUUCAAAUCGCCAGUGCAAACAACGUGAUAGCAACUAUGCAUUGCAGUUGUCUUCAAUAAUAACAAUAGAGCUUAAUAUAUCUGACUUAGGGAGUCUAGGUUUUUUAUAAAUACGUCACUUGUUCACUGCAGGUACACUCGUACUACCAUUGUUUAAAUACUAUCAGCAGAAUCAUAUAUGGUUUAAGUAAGUGUAAGGUUAUAGUUUUAUCACGCAGAGAACCCAAAAUCUGAUGUGUUUUCAAUUGUAGGGGGUGAAAUAUGCUAUUUUUUUUAACUAAAACAAUAAUAAAAUAGUAAAAAAAAGGCAAUCAUGAAUAAAAGCCCCUACAGUAAUGUGUACUACAGACAAUGGUUCCACUUUAGACUAUGAAACUUCUCUAAUGGUUCCACCAUUUACAAUUACUAAAAAUUGGUUUCAUGGCAAUAUGGCUUGAAUCGCCUUGUAUAGAUAAAAUUUUUGAUAAAAUGGCAAGUUGGCAACACUGUUUCCUAACCUAUUAAUUUGUAAAUGUAAUGUUUUGGUUAAAUUUGCUAACUUAAUGGAUAUUCUAAAAGCAGAAAUAGCAAAAAAACGCAAACAGUUGGAAGAUAAACAACUAGUGGAUAGUCAAAAGAAGUAUUUUAAAAGGGGCGACUUAGUAUCAAAGGAAAUUGAAGAAUAUCAAGCCAAAUAUGGCCAAACCAGGAACGAGGAGCUUAAAGAUUUUACUAAUACCAUUGAAGGUACGACACAGUCUUUAGUUUUAAGUUAUUUGUUAAAAUCUUUCUCUUCAGGGUCACUUGCGGCAGACCGUGGUACGGAACAUUCUGUUCUUCCAAGAUGCGAGGUCAUCUCUCGACUGCGUGAUAGAGGGGAACCUAUAUUCUUGUUUGGGGAAACCGAAUCAGAUGCGUUUAAGCGUUUGCGCAGAUGUGAGAUUUUAGAACCGGAAAUGAAUCGAGGUUUUCGAAAUGACUUUCAAGAAGCGAUGGAGAAAGUUGAUCAGGCUUAUCUGGACGAAAUUUUAGCUUCUAGUGAAUGUCGAGAGGAAUCAAAGGUUAUGAACAAGCCACAGGAACCGGUUGCCACAUAUGAAGAGAUACAAGAAAUGGCAAAGGAGUUGGGAUGCGGAAAUCGAGAGUAUGACAUGACUCUUAUAAUGAAAUUUUUGUUGUUGCUGAUGAAAAAGUGGAAUGAUCAGUUAAAUAAUCGUUCAUCAGAAGUAAAAAUGGCUACACGAGGUAAAAUGGCAGGAGCGACCUGUGGUCAAACACAAGUGUAUUUAAAACCUCUUAUACGAAAACUAAAAACACACACACUACCUGAGGAUAUUUUAGAAAGUCUGACUGAGAUCACCCAACAUCUCUUAAAUCGUAACUAUUUAAAGGCAAGUGAUGCUUACUUGCAAAUGGCAAUUGGUAAUGCUCCAUGGCCCAUUGGUGUUACUAUGGUUGGUAUUCACGCUCGUACAGGACGUGAAAAGAUCUUUUCAAAGAAUGUCGCACAUGUAAUGAAUGAUGAAACGCAACGUAAAUACAUUCAAGCUAUCAAGCGGUUGAUGACUAAAUGCCAAGAGUAUUUCCCCACUGAUCCGUCAAGGUGUGUGGAAUAUCAAGCUUUUGGUAGUACUAACGAAAGUACUAAUUAAGUUAAUUGGUUUAUAUUCAGGAUGUGUAAAUUUGUGACUAACACUUUUAGCAUAGAAAAUUAAAAACCCAAUUGAUAAUUAA
Messenger RNA from Photinus pyralis (common eastern firefly), 1928 nucleotides. RefSeq names its product pre-mRNA-splicing factor 18 (gene Prp18). The transcript has 5 exons. Gene Ontology annotation, biological process: generation of catalytic spliceosome for second transesterification step; RNA splicing. Gene Ontology annotation, cellular component: U2-type post-spliceosomal complex; U5 snRNP; U4/U6 x U5 tri-snRNP complex. The record is from RefSeq and is a predicted model, not a curated record. The coding region runs from base 758 to 1846 and encodes 362 amino acids. NCBI's taxonomy places the organism in Eukaryota, Metazoa, Arthropoda, Insecta, Coleoptera, Lampyridae.